AUGACUGUUGUCGAGGACGCUGUGGGGGCCAGAGUGGCAGCUAGAGCCAGAAAUAUGAGCGAUGGCAUCAACUACAGGGAGAAAGAACUUAACGACUUGACGGCCGACACAUUAGACUCGGACGAUGAAAACGACGACAAUAAGAACGACGAUGACGAUGAUGAAGCUCCCGUCUGGUUGCAAGACGAUGUGCACUCAGACGAAGAUAUUGAGCUGGACUCAGAGGACGAUUCUGACACGGAGGCAGUCCAGGCCCAGGUGGUGGAUAAAUUGGCCAAAAACACGAAAUCAGAACAAAGUGUCCUGAGCGAUGAAGUCUCUGAAAUGGACACCAAAACGGUCUCCUCAAAAUUGAAGAAAUUGAAUGAAUUCGUGAGGCAGAGUCAGGUCUAUUCCGGCAUUAUUGCGGAUACUCUGCUGCAAAGAUCCAAUGAAGUGGCCAACUCUAAUGUAAAAGAUAAUAGCGAUAAUAGUGGUGAAGGACAAUCUAGCAAAAGACGUAAAACGAAAAAAAAAUCCAUAACGGAUUUCUUCAAGAGACAGAAAAAGCAUGAGAGUACCUUCAUCCCAGACACCUCUCCAGAAACCAUAAAGCAGCCUCACCUGUUGAAAAACUGCACUUUAAAACCGUACCAGUUAGAAGGCCUUAAUUGGCUGAUUACUCUUUAUGAGAAUGGCCUCAACGGGAUCCUUGCUGAUGAAAUGGGUCUUGGUAAGACUGUUCAAAGCAUAGCUCUUUUGGCGUUCAUAUAUGAAAUGGACACAAAGGGUCCUUUUUUGGUAACUGCUCCCUUAAGUACUCUGGAUAAUUGGAUAAACGAAUUUGCAAAAUUCGCUCCAGAUUUACCUGUUCUGAAAUAUUAUGGGGCCAAUGGCUACAAGGAGCGUUCCAGCAAACUAAGGAAAUUUUUCAAACAACAAGGCGACACCGGAAUCAUCGUCACAUCAUAUGAAAUCAUACUAAGAGAUACUGACUUGAUCAUGAGCCAAAACUGGAAGUUCUUGAUCGUCGACGAAGGUCACCGUUUGAAAAACAUAAACUGUAGAUUGAUCAAAGAAUUGAAGAAAAUUAAUACUCCGAACAGAUUAUUAUUAACGGGGACACCCUUACAGAAUAAUUUAGCUGAACUAUGGUCACUUUUAAACUUUAUAAUGCCCGAUAUUUUUGCCGAUUUCGAAAUCUUUAACAAGUGGUUUGAUUUUGACAGCUUAAACUUGGGAUCCGGUUCCAAUUCCGAAGCAUUGAAUAAGCUAAUCAAUGAUGAACUACAAAGAAACUUGAUUUCCAAUUUGCACACAAUUUUAAAGCCGUUUCUUUUAAGACGGCUGAAAAAAGUCGUUUUAGCAAAUAUUCUACCGCCAAAGAGAGAGUAUAUUAUAAAUUGUCCAAUGACGUUGGCACAAAAAAAAUUCUACAAAGCUGGGCUAAAUGGGAAAUUAAAGAAAACCAUGUUUAAGGAAUUAAUCAAGGAUUUUUUCACUCUCAACACGGAACAUAUCGGCCACGUUUCUAAUAGGUCCAUAAGAGAUUUCAUCAAUUACAAACUAUCCACUAGUGAAACUUCAGGCGCAGAUAACAAAAACUCUUCAACUUUGUUACAGAUGGAUAGAUUAUAUAAGGAGAAUUUGCAAGCGGAAAUUUCAAAUAAAAAAUUGCAAAACAUGAUGAUGCAACUAAGACAGAUAAUUGAUUCAACUUAUUUAUUUUAUUUCCCGUAUUUGCACCCAGAGGAUUUGAGUUUAAAGAAUCUUUUAAAGACGUCUGGGAAAUUGCAGAUUUUGCAAAAAUUGAUUCCGCCGUUAAUAUCUACAGGGCAUAAAGUGCUUGUUUAUUCACAAUUUGUUAAUAUGCUAGACUUGAUUGAAGACUGGUGCGAUCUGAAUUCGUUCGAGACAUUUCGAAUUGAUGGUUCAGUGAGUAAUGAAGCAAGAAAGGCUCAAUUAGAAAAAUUUAAUAACUCGAAAGAUCAACAUAAGAUUUUUCUGUUAUCCACGAGGGCCGCAGGGCUAGGUAUCAACCUAGUUGGUGCAGAUACAGUCGUAUUGUUUGACAGUGAUUGGAAUCCACAGGUGGACCUACAAGCCAUGGACAGGUGUCACCGUAUUGGUCAAGAAUCACCGGUCAUAGUAUACAGAUUGUGUUGUGACAACACUAUUGAGCAUGUUAUAUUAACUAGAGCGGCUAAUAAGCGAAAUUUGGAAAGAAUGGUUAUUCAAAUGGGAAGAUUUAACAAUUUGAAAAAACUGGCAUUAAAUGAAGGUUCUUUUUUGAAGGCAAAUAAAAUAGGCGUCAAUGUAACUAAUAAAGACCUGGUUCAAGAAUUAUCUGUGCUCUUAAUGAGUGAAGAAUCCAGUAUCGGGUUUAAAAAUGAGGGACGAAAUGAAAAGAAUAUCACCGAGGGACAGCUGACCGAUGCGGAAGUCAAGGAACUAACUGACAGAUCGCUUGAAGCAUACAAGGCUGAUAGGGUAGUAAACCUACCCCAUGUUAGACUAUUCGAAACCACAUCUGGACUCUAA
Saccharomyces kudriavzevii IFO 1802 is the source of this 2520-nucleotide messenger RNA. It is a transcript of the gene IRC5, whose product is annotated as putative ATPase. The transcript has a single exon. Gene Ontology annotation, molecular function: DNA binding; ATP-dependent chromatin remodeler activity; ATP binding. The record is from RefSeq and is a predicted model, not a curated record. Gene Ontology annotation, cellular component: nucleus. NCBI's taxonomy places the organism in Eukaryota, Fungi, Ascomycota, Saccharomycetes, Saccharomycetales, Saccharomycetaceae. The coding region runs from base 1 to 2520 and encodes 839 amino acids.